Molecule: messenger RNA, 595 nt
Organism: Halteromyces radiatus
Lineage: Eukaryota; Fungi; Mucoromycota; Mucoromycetes; Mucorales; Cunninghamellaceae
Product: G subunit of V-type ATPase
Exons: 4
Coding region: 42-395 (117 amino acids)
Biological process (GO): proton transmembrane transport
Cellular component (GO): vacuolar proton-transporting V-type ATPase complex
Molecular function (GO): proton-transporting ATPase activity, rotational mechanism
Source: RefSeq, a predicted model, not a curated record
UUCUAUUUUUUUUUUUUUUUUAUCGAAACAACUCUAUCACAAUGGCUACCUCUAAUUCUCAAGGUAUCAAUACCCUUUUGGAAGCUGAACGCGAAGCUGCCAAGAUUGUUCAAAAAUCCAAGCAACACCGUAUUCAACGUUUAAAAGAUGCUCGUACAGAAGCAGCCAAGGAAAUCGAACAACUCAAGGCUGAAAAGAACGCUGAAUAUCAAAACUUUGUUGCUCAACAUUCUGGUGAAUCUGAUCAAAGUUUGACCAAGGUGGAUGAAGAAACUCAAGCCAAAAUUGCAGAAAUCCAAGCAGCUGCUGCACAAAACAAAGAGAAAGCUAUUCAAAAGUUACUGGAAGCCAUCACCAAAGUGGAAGUCAAGCCUCAUAUCAAUGCUCGAGCUUAAAGUUGAACUUUUUUAGUUUUAUUUUAUUGUUAUAUCAUCAUUUUUCUUUUAUGCCAUUGUAUUGAUUGGAUAUUCCCCUAUACUUUCCACCUUUGUCUUUUGAUUUUUGAUUUUUUUUAUAUAUCUUCCCCAUCCGUUUUCCCUUUUUUUUUUUUACUUUUGAUUGUCUUCGAAAUAAAAAAAUAUAUAUUAUAUACAUA